This is a messenger RNA of Acromyrmex echinatior (Panamanian leafcutter ant), 6865 nucleotides long. Its product is annotated as sodium leak channel non-selective protein na. Lineage: Eukaryota; Metazoa; Arthropoda; Insecta; Hymenoptera; Formicidae. The record is from RefSeq and is a predicted model, not a curated record. Gene Ontology annotation, biological process: monoatomic ion transport; transmembrane transport; positive regulation of synaptic transmission, GABAergic. Gene Ontology annotation, molecular function: monoatomic cation channel activity. Gene Ontology annotation, cellular component: plasma membrane.
AGGUGGAGACCGUGAAGAGUGCACACUGCUCAUGCCCAUUUGCUCAGAAUUUCGGCCGUGCUGGCGACACGGCCGAAACAUGUUCACCGCGACAUUGCCAGCUUGUUAUUAUCUCUGAGAUGUUUAUUACAUGUUGAGCUUUAUCGUUGCUUUAUAUCGAGAUGUAGUCUAUAGAAAUUGCCGUAAAGGCAGUGUCCGUCAUUUCGUGAACAGCUAAAAGAAAGGCCUCACCAUUGCGAAUAUAAUCCCUAUUAUGAUGCUGGGGCGGAAGCAGAGCCUCAAGGGGGAACCCGUCCUGGCCGAUUACGGUCCAGAAGAGUCCCUCAAUGAGAGCGCUGACAUAGAAUGGGUCAACAAGUUAUGGGUAAGACGGUUGAUGCGACUUUGCGCCCUAGUCUCGUUGGCUUCCGUUUGUUUGAAUACUCCAAAAACUUUUGAGAAAGUACCGUCCCUUCAAUAUGUUACCUUCAUUUGCGAUUUGAUAGUCACGUUUCUGUUCACUGCCGAGAUGAUCGCUAAGAUGCACAUACGGGGAAUAUUAAAGAGGGAUAAGUCUUAUCUGAAAGACCACUGGUGCCAAUUUGAUGGGUUUAUGGUGAUCUUUCUCUGGUUAUCUGUAAUUCUGCAAAUGUUUGAGAUGCUGGGUUUCAUAAAAUUUAGUUACGCCUCGAUAGCGCGGUCACCACGGCCGCUGAUCAUGAUACGCUUCCUUCGAGUCUUCCUUAAAUUUUCGAUGCCCAGAGCCAGAAUCAAUCAGAUCUUCAAACGCUCGAGUCAGCAGAUCUACAAUGUAACACUUUUCUUCCUGUUCUUCAUGUCUCUUUAUGGUCUUUUGGGUGUACAAUUCUUCGGCGAACUAAAAAAUCAUUGCGUGCUGAACACAACUGAACCUAAUUACAUUACGAUCAACAGCUUGGCUAUUCCUGACACGUUCUGCUCCACCGAUCCAGAAUCUGGAUAUCAAUGCCCCGAAGGAAUGGUCUGCAUGAAGCUGGAGUUGACCAAGUAUAUUAUAGGCUUCAAUGGAUUUGACGAGUUUGCUACCAGUAUCUUCACCGUAUAUCAAGCGGCUUCUCAGGAAGGAUGGGUCUUUAUCAUGUAUCGCGCGAUCGAUAGUCUACCGGCAUGGCGCGCAGUUCUUUACUUCAGCACAAUGAUAUUCUUCUUGGCCUGGUUAGUGAAGAAUGUUUUCAUUGCUGUCAUUACGGAGACUUUUAACGAAAUCCGAGUACAGUUCCAACAAAUGUGGGGCGUUAGAGGUCAUAUUAGCAACAGUUCGGCAUCGCAGAUAUUGACUGGAGACGACAAUGGCUGGAAAUUAGUGACAUUAGACGAGAAUAAACAUGGGGGCCUAGCCUCUCCGCUUUGUCAUACUAUUCUCAAAUCACCGCAUUUUCGUUCAGUUAUAAUGUGCGCAAUUCUAGCGAAUGGCAUCACCACUGCGACAAUGAGUUUCAAGCAUGAUGACAAACCGAGGCAAACAUACUAUGACAAUUAUUACUGGGCCGAGAUCGUCUUCACGAUAUUGCUGGACUUAGAGACCCUCUUCAAGAUAUGGUGCCUGGGUUUCCGGAGUUAUUUUAAGCAUUCGAUUCACAAAUUCGAACUGCUGCUUGCCAUUGGCACGACUUUACAUAUUAUUCCGUUCUUGUAUCUCUCUGGAUUCACUUUCUUUCAGGUUCUCAGAAUAGUUCGGCUCAUUAAAGCAUCGCCAAUGCUGGAGGACUUUGUUUACAAAAUUUUCGGCCCUGGCAAGAAGCUCGGUAGUCUCAUCAUUUUUACUAUGUGCCUGCUGGUGAUAUCCUCAAGUAUUUCUAUGCAGCUCUUCUGUUUUCUUUGCGACUUCACCAAGUUCGAAACUUUUCCUGAAGCAUUUAUGUCUAUGUUCCAAAUUUUCACACAAGAAGCCUGGGUCGAUGUGAUGGAUGAAACUAUGUUACGAACGCAUGAAGGCAUAGCACCGUUUAUCGCAGUAUACUUCAUUUUGUAUCAUCUCUUUGUCACAUUGAUCGUGCUAAGUCUUUUCGUCGCGGUAAUUCUUGACAAUCUCGAAUUGGAUGAGGACAUUAAGAAACUGAAGCAAUUGAAAUUUCGCGAACAAAGUGCCGAAAUAAAGGAAAGUUUACCAUUCAGAUUGAGAAUCUUUGAAAAAUUUCCAGACAGUCCGCAGAUGACGUGUCUUCACAAAGUGCCAUCAGAUUUUAAUUUACCGAAGGUGCGCGAGAGCUUUAUGCGACAAUUUGUACUUGAAGUGGAGGACGAAGAAAAUGAAGGUGUAAAGAGAAUUAAUGAAACCUUUGAUUCAAAAAUUGUGUAUAGAAAACAACGCCCGGUGAAAAUUUUAAAUAAUCCACCGAAGGUGAGAAGUGUCGUUACUAAUUUAAAGAAAGCUUCUGUUAUUUAUAUCAUAAAUCGUUCUAGUGAUUCCAAUAAUCAGAGGCUUCUCUUGGGAGACUCCGCCAUGAUUCCAGUACCAGGAAAAGGACUUCUAAAACCGCAAGGUACCGUGAGUGGCACUAAGCAACUUCGCAUCGAUCCGAAAAAAUCAAUCAGAAGAAGCGUCCGAAGUGGAUCGAUCAAAUUAAAACAGACGUACGAGCAUCUUAUGGAAAACGGUGAUAUAGGAGGAAUAAACAGAGUUAGUUCAUCGAGCAGAAGGCCGCACGAUUUAGAUAUCAAGUUGCUACAAGCUAAGAGGCAACAGGCGGAGAUGCGAAGAAACCAACGCGAAGAUGAUUUGCGAGAGAACCAUCCAUUCUUCGAUACGCCGUUGUUUGCGGUACCUCGCGAAAGCAAAUUCCGGAAAUAUUGCCAGUUAUUCGUCUACGCGAGGUACGACGCGAGAUUGAAAGAUCCUUUAACAGGCAAGGAAAGGAAAGUGCAAUACAAGAGUCUACACAAUUUCCUUGGUUUAGUGACCUAUCUCGAUUGGGUAAUGAUAUUCAUCACAACGUUGUCGUGCAUCUCGAUGAUGUUCGAGACACCACGAAAGCGUGUAAUGGAGACGCCGGCGUUGCAGAUCACCGAAUACUGUUUCGUUAUUUGUAUGAGCAUUGAACUAGCGUUAAAAAUCCUGGCGGAUGGUCUGUUCUUUACACCCAAGGCCUACAUCAAAGACGUUGCCUCUGUGUUAGAUGUCUUCAUUUACAUUGUAAGUCUCAUAUUCUUAUGUUGGAUGCCAAAAAGCGUGCCGCCGAAUUCUGGAGCGCAAUUGCUGAUGAUAUUACGGUGCGUCAGACCGCUAAGAAUUUUCACUCUUGUUCCGCAUAUGAGGAAGGUCGUUUACGAACUGUGCAGAGGGUUCAAGGAAAUUUUGUUGGUAUCAACAUUAUUGUUCUUGUUGAUGUUCAUGUUCGCGAGUUACGGAGUGCAACUAUAUGGCGGUCGAUUAGCGAGAUGUAACGAUCCCACGAUCUUGAAGCGCGAGGAAUGCGUCGGAGUAUUUAUGAGAAGAGUGUUCGUGACGAAGAUGAAACUGCGGCCAGGGGAAAACGAGAGUUAUCCGUCCAUAUUAGUACCGCGUGUUUGGGCUAAUCCUAAAAGAUUCAACUUUGAUAAUAUUGGUGAUGCUAUGAUGGCUCUAUUUGAAGUACUUUCUUUCAAAGGCUGGCUUGACGUACGGGAUGUCCUUAUUAAAGCUCUUGGUCCCGCUCACGCUAUCUAUAUACACGUUUAUAUUUUCCUCGGUUGCAUGAUCGGCUUAACAUUAUUCGUGGGUGUGGUGAUCGCGAAUUACUCUGAGAACAAAGGCACUGCUUUGCUCACGGUCGAUCAAAGACGAUGGUGCGACUUGAAGAAGCGUCUGAAGAUCGCUCAGCCGCUGCACUUACCGCCUAGACCGGACGGCAAGAAGUUCCGUGCUUUUAUCUACGAUAUCACGCAGAACAUUUAUUUCAAAAGAUUUAUUGCUGUCAUGGUACUUGUGAACAGCGCUCUUCUGUGCGUUUCCUGGAGACUCGAAGAGGAACACACAGAAGCUCUGGCUAUGGUCUCCACGAUUCUGACACUGGUGUUCCUUGUGGAAGUAAUUAUGAAAAACAUUGCUUUUACACCGCGUGGUUAUUGGCAAUCCAGGAGAAACAGGUAUGAUCUACUUGUGACAGUUGUAGGCGUUAUCUGGAUCAUCAUACACUGCACUAUGCAGAACGAUCUGUCUUACGUAAUUGGAUUUAUGGUCGUAAUCUUGAGGUUCUUCACCAUUACCGGUAAACACACCACUCUCAAAAUGCUAAUGUUGACGGUUGGUGUGUCCGUCUGCAAGAGUUUCUUCAUCAUAUUCGGCAUGUUUCUUCUUGUUUUCUUCUACGCGUUAGCCGGCACUAUAAUCUUUGGCACGGUGAAGUACGGAGAAGGUAUAGGAAGACGCGCUAAUUUCGAAUCACCGGUUACCGGCGUGGCGAUGCUCUUUCGCAUAGUGACGGGGGAGGAUUGGAACAAAAUUAUGCACGACUGCAUGAUACAACCACCCUAUUGCACGCCGGCGGAUAAUUACUGGGAAACGGACUGCGGCAAUUUCCACGCUUCUCUAAUUUAUUUUUGCACUUUUUACGUCAUCAUUACUUACAUCGUCUUGAAUCUUUUAGUGGCUAUUAUUAUGGAGAACUUUUCUUUAUUCUAUUCAAAUGAAGAAGACGCGUUAUUAUCGUACGCAGACAUAAGAAACUUUCAGAACACGUGGAAUGUCGUUGAUAAUCAUCAGAAAGGUGUUAUACCGGUGAAGCGGGUGAAGUUUAUCUUGCGAUUGUUGAAAGGUAGAUUGGAGACCGAUCCACAAAAGGAUCGCCUGCUUUUCAAAUACAUGUGCUACGAACUCGAACGAUUGCACAAUGGCGAAGAUGUUACCUUUCACGACGUUAUUAAUAUGUUAUCGUAUCGCUCAGUGGAUAUAAGAAAAGCGCUCCAAUUGGAAGAACUUCUCGCACGGGAAGAAUUCGAGUAUAUAAUCGAGGAGGAAGUGGCUAAGCAAACCAUCAGAACUUGGUUACAGGGCUGCCUGAAGAAGAUACGAGCGAAACAAAACAGUCUUAUUGCCGGUCUUCGCGCUACAAAUAACGCGGCUGUGCCACCUCAAGAUAUAGAGAAGGGUAAAGAGGAGAAAGGCAAAGAAGUUAGUGUUGAUCGUGAAGAGGAGACUGAAAUAAAAGACGUCGAAGCUCCAAAAUACAGGGCCAAGAAACCGAUAGUGCUUCCAAGAUCGGACAGCAUAGGAAGUGCUUCGGGAAGAAAAUACCUAGCACCAACUUUAUCGGAUCCAGCAUCCGUUCGAUCCGAGAAGGAUAAAAUCGCAGCAUCGAAGAAGAGAAAUAGCAGACCGCCAGCAAUGGUGAAAAAUAAUUUGCAUCAUUUGACGGAAAAUACGGAGCAAAGCAGGCAGGCGAGGGAGGCGUUGAACAACAAAGCAACCGCGCCUAAAGUUUCUAGCGUCAUGCUGGAAGUUCGAGAAUGGUGGAAGGAACAAUUGGCUUAUAGCAGCGAGUCCAGCGAGGACGAACUCUGAACUUUUCAAAAUCAUGGACGUAAAUUACAAUCCUAACAGAUUGUGAACUGAGGAUUCCUACUUUUAGCAAUUGUAAAGACGAAUUCUUAAUCUACGAAUUUUGUAAUUCAGUGAGGAUGAAGAUCCAAGGAGAAAUGUGGUAUGUGCCUAAUAAUUUUAAUCACUCGCCCAAACUCGAGGAACUUUAAUGCGUUGAGCUCCGAUCGCAAUUCGUCACACCGCCAUAUUAAUAUUUUACUACGUCCAAGACAGUGUGCAUAGAGUGAACAAAAACGUUCAAAUCUUUCGUUCCAUCGAAGCUCAUCGUGUUAGAAGAAUCGAUUUCCUACCGGAAGAGAGAGAGAGAGAGAGAGAGAGAGAGAGAGAGAAAGAAUUAUAAUUAUCGAAACACAUACUCGCGACAUUUCGUAUCGAAUUCGGAACAUCACUGCCGUAUGUCAAAUCACUCAUAUAAAAAUGCUUGAAUCCUUGAAAUAUCAGUUUGUUAAAAGAUUUCGAUAUGUGUUUUGAAGAAUUUUUUCGUACAUCAUUCGCGUAUUAUCAUUCAUGCAUUAUCAGCUAGUUUUAAAAUGUCUCGAGAUAAUUAUAAUUGUAUGUAAUAAAUUUUGUACGACACGAAGUUGAUCAUUGUGAGAAUUAGUAGCUAAAGUCGAUUAUGAUGUUAUUAAGGGCAACUGUGAGUACAAUUAGCAUAGGAUUCAUCGUAGAUAUUUUUGUCGUGAAAAGGGUACUAUUCUAUCUGGAAAAAAAAAGAAACGAAAAUGUUAGGACAUUGCAGAUCGUCGAUUCUUUCCUCCUUACAACAAGAAUACGUCCCGAAGAUCUGUAUUAUAGAUCUACGCGAUUAAUUUGAUAUUGACAGUUAUAAAAGUUUUAGCAUGACCGUUGAUGUUAUUAUCUCUGUUAAUUAAUUAAUAUAGUAACGCUGUUACGGGUGUCGCUUUACUGAACAGGAGGGUUGUGCAAUCAGGAGAAUUAUUUAGCGGAGGGCAUAAUUUAUUUUGAAACGCGAUUGCGUCGGCUCUCUAUAUUGUGUAUGUUGAACAUACAAGAGAUAAAUGGAGCAUUUAUAUUAAAUAUACGACUGUCGUAAGUUUUUGUAACGAGACGAUGUGCGAGUAGGUCGCAAGUAAAUUUAUGAAACGAACCUUUAGUGAAACGCGAUCGAUGUUAGCGCAAUAAUACGCAUACGCACACACGCACGAUGAAUGUUAUGCAUACACAUAUAUUUACAGAAGCGGAAAACGGAUUUAACGUUUUGAGCCGCAUUACGUUUACUGUAAUGAAUGUUGAUGAUUGUUGCUAGUUUAUGUGCCAAUGUAUUGUCUUAUCGAGUAUAGGACAAAUAAAUGUUAUUAGAUAUCAUUA